UUGUUCUUAAUUUUGUUUUUACUGGAUUGUGAAACCUGAAUUACACUGUUUUAUUGUUUUAUAGCAAUUUUUAGGGGUUUCAUUGAGGAUUUUAUAUGCUGAGUGCAAUUUACUUGAUUUUUUUUGUUGGAGAUUUCAUAUAAGAUUCAUAUUUAUUGGAAUGGAUUUUGAAAUUUUUGAUGCUUUUAAGCUUAAAAUGAUGGAAUUAUAUGAAGAAAAUGAUGAUUUUUAACAAGUUAUUUGAAUUUUAAGGCUUAUUAUAGAAGGGAUAAGGAAACUAAGUUUGUUUAUCCCAAAAUUAUUAUCAUAUAGCAGAAUGGGAAGGGUUAAGUUAAAGAUAAAGAGAUUGGAGAAUACGAGCGGAAGGCAAGUUACGUAUUCGAAACGUAGAGCCGGGAUCUUGAAGAAAGCAAGGGAGUUGUCCAUAUUAUGUGAUAUAGAUAUUGCUCUUCUUAUGUUUUCCCCGACCGGCAAACCCACAUUAUGCCUUGGAGAAAGAAGUAAUAUUGAAGAGGUUAUUGCUAAAUUCGCUCAAUUAACUCCCCAAGAGAGGGCAAAAAGGAAGCUUGAGAGCCUUGAGGCACUAAAGAAAACUUUUAAGAAAUUGGACCACGAUGUAAAUAUACAAGAGUUUUUGGGCACAAGUACUCAAACUGUUGAGGAGCUGACAAACCAGUCGAGACUCUUGCAAGCUCAACUAUCAGAAAUGCGUAAGAGACUGAGUUGUUGGAGGGAUCCAAAUAAGAUAAAUAAUAUAGAGGAUCUAACAAUAAUGGAAAAUUCUGUCAAGGAAUCACUUGCUCGGGUCACAUUACAUAAGGAAAAUUUUGGGAAGCAACCACUUAUGCUACUAGAUUGUGAUCAGUUCCCGAAUGGAAUGAAUCUUCCUCUAGUAAUGGGUGGUGACCAGCAAGCCCAACCACCAAUAUGGCUUCCUAAUAAUGACGGUCAAGAAAUGAUGUUACGGGAGAAUCCAAAUGUACUAGCUCAGAGAAAUAUAGAAUGCUCUACAGAUCCCUCUAUUCACAACUAUAAUGGCUAUCACCUUGGCACGGGUAAGCAACCAGAGAUGGAUAGUGCAUGUCAAGAGGGUAGUACAUUGCAUGAACUAAAUAGAAAUGCUUGCUUGAGUUUACAACUUGGUGGCCAGAUGCCUUCUUUCGCGUCUUAUAGUCUUAAUUUGCUAAAUAAUAAGAGUUUUAAGGCUGAUGAAAAAAUGACUUUACAAGAACCUCCAAUGGAUUAUCAAGUUAGUAGCAGCAACAGUUUUGAUCCACCCAGUCAUAGAUACGACACAUAUGAAUCUGGUUGGGCAUCUAGUUCUGGACAUUGUGCUGUUCCCAUGUUUGAUGGAACGUUAUAUCAUCCCCAUCCCCGUGCCCAGCAACCAAAUUGACAAGGCUUGAGUGAUGCAUUUCAUUAUUUGUCAACGAUGGUCAUGAGAGGACUACCAUGAGAUAACUUUUUGUUUCUAAAAUCCCCAAAAACCGUAUGGAAUUGAAUCAGUGGUAGCGACGAUAUUUGUCAUGCACUUCGUCUCCAUAUACAAAUAUCAACGGUAAUCGUCCUACUCUUAGUGAUUAGAAGCGAUCUGUUGUGAUAAUUAUACGUGUAUAAGAUGGAAGAGUUCGGGAUAUUCAUAAUCUUCCUUUGGUGAACUUGAGAAAUAUAUGAAAUUUUUCGAGACAGUUGUACAAUAUACCAAUUAGUAGGAUCUACUUUCUUGAUAUGCUCCUUUUAUUCCCGAGAAUGAGAAUGAAUCUUUUACGUUCUCAUUUCAUAGUUUUUCUGUGUAAAUUAUAUAUAUAAUCAAUGUUGAACAUUAUAAUUCAUAAAGUUAUAAAACAAUUUUGAGUCU
Messenger RNA from Papaver somniferum (opium poppy), 1858 nucleotides. RefSeq names its product agamous-like MADS-box protein AGL30. Gene Ontology annotation, biological process: regulation of transcription by RNA polymerase II. Lineage: Eukaryota; Viridiplantae; Streptophyta; Magnoliopsida; Ranunculales; Papaveraceae. Gene Ontology annotation, molecular function: protein dimerization activity; DNA-binding transcription factor activity, RNA polymerase II-specific; RNA polymerase II cis-regulatory region sequence-specific DNA binding. The transcript has 11 exons. The record is from RefSeq and is a predicted model, not a curated record. Bases 317 to 1396 code for a protein of 359 amino acids.